Messenger RNA from Capsicum annuum, 5112 nucleotides. Its product is annotated as histone-lysine N-methyltransferase ATX2-like. Gene Ontology annotation, biological process: regulation of transcription by RNA polymerase II. Gene Ontology annotation, cellular component: chromatin; nucleus. The record is from RefSeq and is a predicted model, not a curated record. Bases 281 to 4180 code for a protein of 1299 amino acids. Gene Ontology annotation, molecular function: protein binding. The transcript has 29 exons. Lineage: Eukaryota; Viridiplantae; Streptophyta; Magnoliopsida; Solanales; Solanaceae.
UGUUUGUGCAUUUUUUGGGGAUUGUAUCGAACACCAAGUGAAAAAUAAGAUGAAAUUAUACGAAUAGAAGCAACAAAAACACCUUUCUUUCUCCUCCAUAAAAAUGCCCCAUGUAUCACCACUGCGGCGGGAAACCAUACCUUUUUUCUCCAAAACCUCCAUAUUCCCUUAAUGCCCUUUACCGGAACCCUAGAAAUCCCCAAAUUUCAGUUCUAAUUCAGUUGAAAAAUCUCAAUUUUACGCAAAAUUCGAUUCGAUUUUCUUACUAACUAUCAAUUCAAUGGCGUUACCUUCAACUGAAUCUACUGUUCCGCCUAACGAAGAACGCCCGAAACGGCCCGCUGUUGGUGAAGAGGAAGAUGAGAGAGAAGGAAUUACGCCGUUAAAGUAUGUGCCGUUGUGCGAUGUGUAUUCCGCUACUUCUCCGUAUGUUGGUGGUGCUACUGGUUCGAAAAAAGUUAAAGCUGCUAGGAAAAUUGUAUCACAUUUGGAAUCCGAUGAUGAUCGGAAGCAUUUAGAGAUUCGGAGACUUCCAAUUACUCAAUUUUAUACUCGGAGGAGAAAGAGGAAGCGGCAGGAGGAAUCGUUUUAUGAUUCGUUAGUUUCUAGAUCGGUGAAAUUAGCUAGAGAAAAUGGUGGAAUUGACGGGGAAAAGGAGAAGAGGAAGGUUGGUAAUUUGAAGGUAGUUUUUCGAUUAGCUAGUUGUAAUGGGGAUAGAGGAAGUCAGGUUGAUGUGGGGAGAGAAGAGGAAGUGGGUGUGAAGUUUAAGGAGAAGAUGAAAAGGAAGGCGGUUAAUUCGAAGCUUGUGGCUUUAGCGAAUGGAAAUGGAAAAGACGAGGCCAGAGCUGAUGAAAUGGUUAUAAAGAAUAAGGGGAAACAGAAGAGAAAAAUUGGCAAUUCAAAGCAUGUGAAUUUGUCCAUUUUGAAGAAUGGAAAUGAAGGAGAUGAAGGCAAAGAUGAUGAAAUGUCUGAGAAGAGUAAGGGGAAGCAGAAGCAAAAAGUGGGCAAUUCAAAGAUUGUUAGGAGUAAGGAUAAGAAGAAGAGGAAUGUGGAUGAUAUGAAGCUAGCUUCUCAUUCUGUGAAAUUAUCCAAUUCUUCCAGAGGCAAGAGAGUCGGCAAGGGGGAGAUUGAGGUCGAAGAAGAGAAUGUGGUUGCAAAGAAUAAGGGAAAGAGACAGGUGGGAAAUUUUGAAGUAGUGAAUUUGUGUGUCAAGAGUGAGAGGGAUGAUGAGGGAGAAGCUGAUGGAGUAGCUGGUGUGAAACAUAUUAAGAAGAAGAGGAAGAUGGUUAAUUCGGACCUGGAAGAUUUGGGGGUUGAUGGUAAUGUAAGUAAUCUGUUGAAUGAGUCUUGCUCGGGAAAAACUCGAAACAGUGCUGGUAAAAAUAAAAUUGAUACCAAUCGCAGUGGUAACAAUUGCAAAGACAUUAAUUCAACGGGUAACAUCAAGAAGCGAAAAGAAAAUUGUAUUUUGGAAAAUCACUCGAAUAACAAAAGCUCAGGGUCAAUUCGGACCAAGAAAUGGGUUUGGCUGCAUUGUGAAGGAGUUGAUCCCAAGAAAUUUAUUGGACUAAAGUGUAAGGCGUAUUGGCCAUUAGAUGCUGAAUGGUACGUUGGUCACAUAAGUGGGUACGACUCGGAGACUGCACGGCAUCAUGUGACAUAUACAGACGGGGAUAAUGAAGAAGUGCUUUUAUCAAAUGAAAGGAUCAAGUUUUUUGUUUCACUUGAGGAGAUGAAUCGUUUGAAGUUGACACCCAGCGAUACGUGUCCUGAAACUCAUGGAAUCGAUAUUGAUGAGUUAAUUGUUUUAGCUGCCGAUGCUGGUUCGGAGGACUGUGAAUGUCACGAGCCCGGAGAUAUUUUAUGGGCAAAGCUGACUGGUUAUGCCAUGUGGCCUGCCAUUGUUCUAGAUGAAUCUCUUGCUGACGGGUGUAAAGGUUUAAACAAAGUUUCAGGGGAAAAAUCAGUUCUUGUGCAGUUCUUUGGAACCCAUGAUUUUGCUAGGGUCAAGUUCAAGCAAGUUAUAUCUUUCCUACGAGGUCUUCUUUCUUCCUUUCACCUCAAGUGCAAAAAACCAAAGUUUGUUCAAGCUCUGGAGGAAGCAAACAUGUAUCUUUGUGAACAGAAGCUCUCAAAGAGGAUGCUGCGGUUGCAGAAUCGUAUCAAUGCAGAUAAGAAUAUUGAAAAUGGAGAAGAUGAAGGUGGUUCUGAUUCAGAGGAUGAAGGGUUGAGGAGAAAGCUUGAGGAAGUCAGAAGUUGCCCAUUUGAAUUGGGGGACUUGAAAAUAGUUAGCCUUGGAAAUAUAGUAGAAGAUUCGGAGCUCUUUCAAGAUGAGAGGUUUAUCUGGCCAGAAGGUUAUACUGCUGAGAGGAAGUUCCCGUCAGUAACAGAUCCCGGUGUGCGUGUCUCAUAUAAGAUGGAGGUACUGAGAGAUCCUGAUUUCGGGGCACGUCCUUUAUUUAGAGUUACAUUGGACAGUGGAGAGCAGUUUAAGGGGUCUACACCAUCUGGCUGUUGGAGUAAGGUUUAUAAAUGGAUGAGGAAGACUCAAGUCAACAAUUUUGAUGAAUCAAUAACUGGCUGUGAAAGUGAAACAAGCUUUGGAUCAGGAUCCCAUAUGUUUGGCUUUUCACAUCCUGAAAUAUUUCAACUUAUAAAGGAAUUGUCAAACUCCAGGCUUCUUGCGAAAUCCUUGAAAUCGGCGUCUUUGGAAACUCAAGACCUGCCUGCUGGAUAUAGGCCUGUCCGCAUUAAAUGGAAAGAUCUGGACAAAUGCAACGUUUGCCAUAUGGAUGAGGAGUAUGAGAAUAAUUUGUUUUUGCAGUGCGAUAAAUGCCGAAUGAUGGUUCACGCUAGAUGCUAUGGGGAGCGGGAGCCAAUGGAUGGAGUACUUUGGUUAUGCAAUUUGUGUCGUCCAGGGGCUCCAGUAGUGUCUCCCAUUUGUUGCCUGUGCCCUGUUGUUGGUGGUGCUAUGAAGCCUACAACUAAUGGACGUUGGGCUCAUCUUGCUUGUGCCAUUUGGAUACCAGAAACUUGCUUAUCUGAUAUAAAGAAAAUGGAGCCAAUUGAUGGUUUGAGCAGGAUCAGCAAGGACCGCUGGAGGCUCUUAUGUAGUAUCUGUGGUGUUCCUUAUGGAGCUUGCAUUCAGUGUUCUAACCAUUCGUGUCGGGUGGCUUAUCAUCCUCUUUGUGCACGUGCUGCUGGCUACUGUGUUGAGCUUGAGGAUGAAGACAGAUUGCAUUUAAUCCCUAUGGAUGACGAUGAAGAGGGUCAGUGCAUUCGGUUGCUUUCUUUCUGCAAGAAGCAUAGAGAUGUAUCUAACGAGCGUCCUUCUGUUGAUGAGUGUGUUGGGCAAAGAACUUGCGAAUGUUCAGACUAUACUCCUCCACCGAAUCCUUCUGGAUGUGCUCGCACUGAGCCUUACAAUUAUUCUGGAAGAAGAGGAAGAAAAGAACCUGAAGUCUGUACAGCUGCGUCGUUGAAGCGCUUGUAUGUAGAAAAUAGACCAUAUUUGGUUGGUGGCCAUAGUCAACAUGAUCAAUCGAGCGGCAAAUUGUCUUCCUCAUUUGCUGCUUCUAGAUUCACCGUUGACCUUCAAAAGCUAAGGUGUUCACAGCUUGAUAUGUCAAGGAGCAUCCUUUCCAUGCCUGAGAAAUACAACUACAUGAAAGAAACCUUUAGAAAAAGACUGGCAUUUGGGAAAUCUGGAAUACAUGGAUUUGGCAUCUUUGCGAAGCUCCCUCAUGAAGCGGGAGACAUGGUAAUUGAGUACAUUGGAGAUCUUGUUAGACCUCCUAUUGCUGACCGACGGGAGCACCUAAGUUACAACUCACUAGUGGGUGCUGGAACAUACAUGUUUCGAAUUGAUGAUGAGCGUGUUAUAGACGCCACAAGGGCUGGAAGCAUUGCACAUUUGAUCAACCAUUCAUGUGAACCGAAUUGUUACUCCAGAGUUAUCAGUGUCAACAACAAUCCACAUAUCAUCAUAUUUGCCAAACGUGAUAUUAAACAGUGGGAAGAACUGACAUAUGAUUACAGAUUCUUCUCUAUUGAUGUACAGCUGGCAUGUUGUUGUGGGUCCCGAAGAUGCCGAGGUGUAGUAAAUGACACUGAAGCUGAGGAAAGAAUGUCAAAGCUGUAUGCGCCGCGCAAUAAGUUAAUAGACUGGGAAGGAGAAUAAAAGAGCUUUUACCAAGAAGGUUCAGAAGCACCCUUUUUUAUUUGAAGAUCAUGUUAUCCUCCUCAGAAAUCCUUUCCUUCGAAGUGACGUGGCUUUGGUUGCUUGCUCCUCCUUGCGGCUUGACUACUUCUACCUGGCUCAGAUGUCCUUUUGCUCCAGGCCUUGCAAUUUUCUUCUGCCUUUUGCACCAAGACGAGAGUUGCUCUGGAACUUCUUUGCGGGCUUAUUUCUUCCCCGCUUCUCAUUCUGAUCAUGAAUAUCUCUGUACAGAAUUGCCAAAUUAGAGUAAAGGCCUCCUCAUAGAGGGGAAAAGACUGGCUGAAGGAAAUGCGUUUUCUUUAGCUCAUAGUUCCUUGAAUAAUCGCCUCUCCUCUCAGAGAUGUAAUUCUGAUGAGAAGUUAGAAGGAUCAAACUCCUGAUGCAGCCUCAAGAACAUCCAUGAUUUAAGCCACAAGGUGAAUCUGAACCAAAUGACUCUAGCAUGGGUGUCUCAAAUCUGUUCAUAUACUCAGCUUUUGGACCUCAAGUGCAUGAUUUAUUUGUCCAACUCCAACCAAACCUUGUAUUUGACAAUGUUAACUUCUUCAGUUUGUAUGGCGACUCGAAGAACGUUAGAGGAAAGAUGAAUUUGCUCAUGGAGACAAUAUCAUUCAUAUGUUCCUGGAUAUCACACACACCAAUAUCCAUCAAUUUGAGAGUGUUGAUUCUGUAAGUAGAUUGAUUACACAUUGAUGUAAUAUAGGAUUAGUGUGUAUUAGUAUCCCACAUUGGGAAACAAAACCACGUGUAUCGAAAAUGAUUCAAGCAUAAGAUAUUGUUCUUCGUUUCCAACUCUCAGUAUACUCUUCUGUUCAUCUUAUUUCUCACAUUCAGAAUAUCAGUGAAACAUGAUUAUGUAAAUGUGUGUGUUGAAAUGUGUUGUCUAGUAGAUA